This is a messenger RNA of Passer montanus (Eurasian tree sparrow), 1661 nucleotides long. RefSeq names its product SET and MYND domain containing 2 (gene SMYD2). The coding region runs from base 44 to 1354 and encodes 436 amino acids. NCBI's taxonomy places the organism in Eukaryota, Metazoa, Chordata, Aves, Passeriformes, Passeridae. The record is from RefSeq and is a predicted model, not a curated record. The transcript has 12 exons. Gene Ontology annotation, cellular component: nucleus. Gene Ontology annotation, molecular function: protein binding; histone methyltransferase activity; protein-lysine N-methyltransferase activity.
CGAGCCCGCCCGGCUCCCCUGCCCUGCCCUGCCCGCGGCCGGGAUGCGCUCGGAGGCGGCGCCGCAGCUGGGCGGCCUGGAGAGGUUCGCCAGCGCCGGCAAGGGCCGGGGGCUGCGGGCGCGGCGGCGCUUCGCCGUGGGCGAGCUGCUGCUCAGCUGCCCGGCCUACGUGGCCGUGCUGACCGUCAGCGAGCGCGGCAGCCACUGCGACGGCUGCUUCGCCAGGAAAGAAGGAUUGUCCAAGUGUGGAAGAUGCAAACAGGCCUUUUAUUGCAAUGUGGAAUGUCAGAAGGAAGACUGGCCAAUGCACAAGCUGGAAUGUGCCUCCAUGUGCACUUUUGGGCAGAACUGGAAUCCCUCAGAGACUGUGAGGCUAACAGCAAGGAUCCUUGCCAAACAGAAAACUCACCCUGAAAGAACACAGUCAGAGAAGCUGCUUGCUGUAAAAGAGUUUGAAUCACACCUUGACAAACUAGACAAUGAAAAGAGAGAGCUGAUUCAGAACGACAUUGCUGCUCUUCAUCACUUUUACUCAAAGCACUUGGACUACCCUGACAAUGCUGCCCUUGUAGUUCUCUUUGCACAAGUUAACUGUAAUGGCUUCACAAUUGAAGAUGAAGAACUCUCUCAUUUGGGAUCAGCCAUAUUUCCUGAUGUUGCAUUGAUGAACCAUAGCUGUUGCCCAAAUGUGAUUGUGACUUACAAGGGAACCUUGGCUGAAGUCAGAGCUGUUAGAGAGAUUGAGCCUGGAGAGGAGAUUUUCAGCAGCUAUAUUGACCUGCUGUAUCCCACAGAAGACAGAAAUGACCGGUUAAGAGACUCCUAUUUCUUUAGUUGUGAUUGCAGGGAGUGCACUACAAAAGAAAAGGAUAAAGAGAAACUGGAAAUCUGCAAGCUGAAUGAUCCUCCGUCAGCAGAGACAGUAAAGGACAUGAUCAAAUAUGCCAGGAACGUAAUUGAGGAAUUCAGGCGAGCCAAACACUACAAAUCCCCUAGUGAAUUACUGGAGAUCUGUGAACUCAGUCUGGACAAGAUGGGUGCAGUGUUUGAGGACAGUAAUGUUUAUAUGUUACAUAUGAUGUACCAGGCCAUGGGUGUCUGUCUCUAUGUGCAGGAUUGGGAAGGUGCGCUGUGUUAUGGACAAAAAAUCAUCAGACCCUACAGUAAACAUUAUCCUUCCUACUCGCUGAAUGUUGCCUCUAUGUGGCUGAAAUUAGGGAGACUGUACAUGGCGCUGAAGAACCGGACAGCCGGAGUUAAAGCCCUGAAGAGGGCAAUUGCUAUCAUGGAAGUAGCACAUGGGAAAGAUCAUCCAUACAUUUCAGAGAUCAAAAAGGAAUUAGAGGACCACUGAGCCUUUGAAUCUAUGCAAUCCUUCAAACCUUUAUUUAAAAAGCCUUGUUAUGGAAACCUUCAGGAGCGCUUUGAAAAGCGUUAGAGUAUGAACACAGUUCUGUCCUAUAAUUGGAAUGACAAACACACGUAGGCUCAGCUUCCACACAUCUAAAUUGCCUUUUUUUUUUUGUAAGGAAGCAUCCAUGGUUUCUUAAAAGUUAUGCCUUUUGAUGGCUCAUGUGCAGAAAUGGCCAUCUUUUUCUUUAGAGGUGUUGGUGUGGAUCUUACUUCUGUAAAGUAAAUAAAGUGGUCUUGGCCCCUCUUGA